Schistosoma haematobium is the source of this 6659-nucleotide messenger RNA. It is a transcript of the gene STT3B, whose product is annotated as Dolichyl-diphosphooligosaccharide--protein glycosyltransferase subunit stt3b. Gene Ontology annotation, biological process: post-translational protein modification. Gene Ontology annotation, cellular component: membrane. NCBI's taxonomy places the organism in Eukaryota, Metazoa, Platyhelminthes, Trematoda, Strigeidida, Schistosomatidae. Bases 286 to 2625 code for a protein of 779 amino acids. Gene Ontology annotation, molecular function: dolichyl-diphosphooligosaccharide-protein glycotransferase activity. The record is from RefSeq and is a predicted model, not a curated record. The transcript is spliced from 10 exons.
GUUUCUAUCUUAUCGUGUUGCCAGUGUUACUGUACAUUAUAAAGUUUGAUGGUUUGUAAUUCCAUUCACGACUGUUUGUUCUUCCAGGCCCCUCGUACGAUCACAACUAGACAAAAAAUUUGUAUGCUUGUUAUGUCUAUCUAAAUAUCAUCUACAAUUAAUGGGAAAAUAUUUGUUUCGGAAAUUUUGUUAACUGCGGAUUGAGGUUUGAGCAGAAAUGAGUUGUCUCAUACGUGUCAUCUCUUGAAGGUUCGCGUCAACCCGCGACUUACGAGUUCGUCAUCAAUGCUUGGUCUUGCUGCUGGUGGGUUUUCUUCGGUCUCAACUAACGGGCGUACGGGGCUUGUAACAUUCUGUAUUCUGCUGCUGGCAUGGGUUGUUGGAUUUAUUAUACGUCUUUUCUCAGUUAUACGUUUUGAAAGUGUCAUUCAUGAGUUUGAUCCUUGGUUUAAUUACCGAGCCACCAAGCAGAUGGUCGAAAAUAGUUUCGAGAACUUUUACAAUUGGUUUGACAGCACUGCGUGGUACCCACUUGGGAGGAUUGUUGGAGGCACUGUCUAUCCUGGUUUAAUGGUUACUUCAGGUUUUAUUCACUACAUGUGUCACCUUUUGAGUUUUCCGGUUCACAUUCGUGAAGUUUGUGUUUUCCUCGCCCCUGUAUUCAGUGGCAUGACUGCUAUUGCGACUUAUUUUUUCACGAAGGAAAUAUGGAAUGAAGGAGCGGGUUUGUUUGCUGCCUGCUUCAUCGCCAUCGCUCCCGGAUAUAUAAGUCGUUCAACCGCCGGCAGUUAUGAUAAUGAGGGAAUCGCAAUUUUCGCACUAAUGUUUACGUACUACUUGUGGAUUAAAGCUGUCAAAACAGGAAAAGUUCUUUGGGCCGCGUUUUGUGCUAUUGCAUAUUUUUACAUGGUAUCUGCUUGGGGUGGUUAUGUGUUCAUUAUAAACCUCAUUCCAUUACACAUUUUUGUACUUCUAAUCAUGCAGAGAUAUAGCGCGAAACUGUACGUGGCUUACACAACCUUCUUCAUCUUGGGUUUAAUAAUGUCGAUGCAAAUACCAUUUGUUGGUUUUCAACCACUACGCACUAGUGAACAUAUGGCAUCAAUAGGAGUGUUCGCACUUCUUCAAGUUGUUGCUUUUUUCAAAUAUCUACAAACCCGUGUUCCCUCUGAUACACUGAAGCAAUUAUUUACAUUUGGUGCCAUUUUUUCUGCUGGAGUUAUAUUUGUUGUUGUAGUUGGGCUAACAUAUGCUGGUGUUAUUGCACCAUGGAGUGGCAGGUUUUAUUCUCUUUGGGAUACUGGUUAUGCUAAGAUACAUAUUCCAAUUAUAACAUCCGUUUCUGAGCAUCAACCAACUUCAUGGGCAUCUUUCUUUUUUGAUCUUCAUGUAUUAAUUGCUACAUUUCCAGCUGGUGUUAGACUUUGCUUUAACAAUUUAAAUGAUGAACGUGUUUUUGUUAUUCUCUAUGCAAUAUUUGCAUCAUAUUUUGCUGGCGUUAUGGUUCGUCUUAUGCUUACAUUAACACCAAUUGUAUGUGUGUUUUCUGCUAUUGCAUUUUCACGUGUCUUUGAAUUAUUCUUAAAUGAACAAGAUAAUGAAAUUAAUGUUGCGACAAAUCAAUCUAAUAAUGAACAGAAUUCUGUUGAUAAACGUUUGUAUGAUAAACCGAACAAGGCAAAUAAAAAGGUGAACUAUCCUAGUCAAGACACGCCAACAAGUACCACCAUUGGUAGUCAGUCAAAGCAACAAUCAUCAGGAAACAAUGGGAGUAAUAUGCGUGCAGUCGCCUACGUUUUGAUUAUAUUCAUUCUAUAUCUGUUUGUUUCACAUUGUGUUUGGGUGUCAUCCAAUGCUUAUUCAAGCCCGUCUAUUGUGUUGGCUUCAUAUGGUAAAGAUGGAUCUCGAUAUAUCCUGGAUGACUUCCGUGAGGCUUAUUUCUGGUUAUGGCAAAAUACAAAAGAAAAUGCUCGAGUUAUGUCAUGGUGGGAUUAUGGAUAUCAAAUAGCAGGAAUGGGUAACCGCACUACUCUAGUUGAUAAUAACACAUGGAAUAAUAGUCAUAUCGCAUUAGUUGGUAAAGCUAUGGCAUCAAAUGAAUCAGAAGCCUAUAAAACUAUUCAAAGUUUAGAUGUGGAUUACGUGCUGGUCAUAUUCGGUGGUUACAUUGGUUACAGUGGUGAUGAUAUUAAUAAAUUCUUAUGGAUGGUGCGUAUUGGUGGCGGUGAACAUCCUAAUGAAAUUCGUGAAAGAGACUUUCUAACUUCAACAGGUGAUUAUCGUAUAGAUAAAAGUGCUUCUGAGACGAUGCUUAAUUGUUUAAUGUAUAAAUUAAGCUAUUAUCGGUUUGGUGAAGUUCGUUUAGAUAUGCGAACACCACUUGGAUUUGAUCGUACUAGAGGAUCUGAAAUUGGUCGUAAAAAUUUUGAAUUAGAUUACUUAGAGGAAGCUUUUACAUCGAAACAUUGGCUUGUAAGAAUUUAUCGUGUACUACCUCCUGAAAAUCUACCACAUCUAUCGCGUACACGUCGUCGGAUUCACCAUCGAGCUUCAGGGAAAUCUCGUCUGAAUAACCGUGGCCGACUCAAUACACCUAGUAAAGGUUCAUCCAAACAUUUCACUUAACAUAUUUCCUGGUUAUACUACAUCUAAUUAAUUUUGUUCAAUAUUCAUUCUCCAUAUUUUGUUUUCAUUUGUGUAUAAAAACCAUGUUUGUUUUGGAUAAGAAUUUAUAGAGAAACUAUCGAGUGGUAUAUCAUUAUGCAUGUAUCGUGUAAAAAAAAGGGUCAAAAAAUGACCUGUGUUUAAUACCGAUGCAUAAACUGUGAUCUUGUUUGAUUUUGUUUGAUCGGAUUCUUCUUCCAGUCUGUUCCUUUGAGGUUUUUUCUUGAUUCUCUUGUUUCCUGUUAAUCUAUUGUAUUUUGAUGUAACUAUUAGCUUCGUCGAAUUCUUCGACAUCGCUUUCAAAUAAAUUUGUUUUGAUAUCACAGGAUUGUGUAUUUGUGGGUGUAUGUGUUUUGUAAGUAUCGAUACCAGAGUUUGAUUUGAUAAUUUCAAAUAAAUUGUGUAUUAGGUGGAUUGCUUAUAAUAAGAAUCUAUUUCAAUAGUUGAGAUCAUGAGUCAAUCGCGGCUAGAUCACCAUGGAAAACUUGGACGGCCGUUUCAUCCACGAUCCCGCCGCCUUGUGACAUUCGAACCCAGGACCUAUCAGUCUCUCGCGCGAACACUUAACCUGUAGACCACUGAGCCGACUGGCAUCCAAUGGUUUUAAUGUUUAACUUCAACCAAUCCAUCAUUGUCUUCAGUGAGUUAAUAUCUCACAACAAAUCCGGUUGUACUCCACUGGUCCCUGCUUCUCAUUAGAACUCCAGGAAAUACGUCUUGAAGUCAGUCACUAAUGAGCAUAUGUUGAUCAAUAUCAGAAGGAGUUUUUGUUGAUAUUAAAGUAAUUUUAAUAAUUGAGAUCAUGAGUCAAUUGAAUCUAUUUGUUAUGUCCAACUGAGUAUAAAAUUGAAUUUUUGACGUGUUAAUGCAAAUCGUUUCAUUAGUGAGCAAGUAAAUAAAUAACCUAGUUAAGUUCACUUAAGUUCAUAUAGUAGAGAGGAAGAGGCGAAAAUAUUUAUUAUUACAAUUAAAACAAUUCGGAUCAUGUUAAUGUCAUGUUAUUCAAAUUAAAGGUGAGACAAUGUAUGUGUGUGGAUGUGAAAAAAAUCAGCGUUUGUUGUUACAAUGAUUUUGUUUCACACUACAUGGCUGUUUAUACCUUUUAUAGACACUAAGUAAUAGGUGGAGUUUGUUUCGUUCAACGUAUUGUCGAUUAUAUAAUAUGGGCAAUAUUAAUUUACAUUAACCGUCAAGUAAUGAGUUUUUAAACUAGAAACACGAAUAACAUGUUUAGGAUUCGAUAUGACUAAAAACCGAAUAGUAGUUUACAUUCAACUGACGAGUUUCAGGAAGGACGAAGCGCGCGACGUGGAUUCCACUACUACUCCUAUCAUCCAACUUCACAUAAGAAAUGCUUGGGACUGAUAGCAAUACCUAGGCGAACCGUUCACGUAUCACAUAACAAAACAGAUUGAUAAGUUGCAAUCCUUAACGUCAACAACAUGAAAAUCCAAAGCCUUGCUACUGAAUUAUAAACGGAAAUUAUUUUCAAACAUAAAAUGAACUCAAUUGCGAAACGCUCUAUUCUCUUUCAUAGUACCAUGGGAUGUGUUAAAUUCCUUCAUUUGAAACAAGUAGGUCGAUCCAUGUAUAUCGGACUGAUUACUUGUGUUAACUUAGACUUCACACGGAAUAAUCGAGAUCGCUUUAUCUCUAACAGGAGACAUCAGAAAUAUUGUAUAAUAAGCUUGAUAGUCGAUAAUCUAAUAUUGCAUCCGAGAAAUUUCCAUUACAUCGUAUUUUCUAAUAUAGUCAAUUCGAGGUCGAUAGUGUUUGAGUUUUGAACAAGUAAAUGAUCUGAUAAUGUCAACGAAAAACCUUUAAACAACUGAGGCGAGAAUUUAUUUAAACGGCUGUAUAUAUUUACAGAAUCAAUCGAUGAUAUACGUAUAGCUGUUUUACACCGAGCGAAGUUAUUGUUGUUUCAUCUCUGAGGUGAGUGGUUUUAUUGGCCUACUUAUUUGCUAUUACAGAGUACUAUUGCGGUUAUGCUACAUACUACUUAUAUUUGCAAACAUAUGUAGCAUACUUCACACUAUCACUUUAAACUUAGCGUGUUCGUUGUGUGAACUCAUCAUCGUAUUUAAAUUAAAAUUAUUGUUAUUAUUGAACAUUAAGUUCUGAUACAUUUGUUGAAUUUGUGACUCAGUGAUAUGGUCAAUCAACUCAACUGUUUAGCAACGAGAUUUUUUAAUUGAUUGAUAAUAUGAAGGGUAAGCAAUUAGUCUCCUUGAGUUAUCACACAAUAAAUCUGUCUUAAUUUCGUUAACAGAUAUGUACAUGGUUUUAAAAUAUCUUGGCCAUUAAUUUUAAAUGUACAGAGUAUUUGUCAUUAGUCGACCUUAUUCUAUCCUAAUAUGUUAGGUAUUUCUUUUCUUUGUGACACUGUUUCCGAACUCGAACAAAACUCUCCAUUUAAAUUUGUUAUUAUGAUUCCGAAAAACAGUAAUUGAAGGUAAAACGGACUUGUAUAAAUAUGUUACAAACUGAAACGAACAUUGUAAAACUGAGUUACUUUACUCAAUAUUAUUCCAGAUCUUAUACUACUUGGUUGACAAGUUUUUUAUUAGUGAAUCAGUUUUGAAAAUAAUGUAUUAAGUAACGUCAAAAACUUCUUGUGGCGAGAAUAUAAUUUAUGGACUAGCUAAUCAGAAGCGUUUGAUGGAUUUCAAGUAUACGGCGCCGAUCUCAAUACCUAAUGCCCACGUACGAUCGGUUCAUAGCGGAUUUUACAGAAAACGUGAUCAUUGAGCGGGUACAACAAAUGGGAGUAUUAGGAAGUUCUGCUAGAAUAGAAAAUUUUUUCCCCUUGAUCCAGAUUGAGACUAAAGCAGGUUAUAAUAAUUGUUACGAUCCGUAUAACAAAAGCACCAGUAACAUUGUCUGCAACGUUUUCAGAUUUUACUGAAGCUUCGGCUGUUAAGUGGUAUGAGUAUUGUAGAGAUAUAUGCGUAAUAAAAAUAACAAGCUUACACAACCGGAGUGCACACAAACAAUAUUGAAGCUAUGAUGUAGAGGCUGAAAGAAUUUUUGCAACAUUAUCAUGGCUCUGGAGGCCAACUAUUAUGUAGCGAUAUAUAUUAUUUUCUCUACCCUAUGCAUUACAAUUUUAGAACCUCUGAACCUCCUUCUAACCUUAACAAGUUUUUGAACCAUGUAAAAGAAAUGCAUCCACUGUGAUUAUUUUUACUCUACACUGACUUUUCUGAUUGGCUAAUAUAUCUCAAGUUCACUCAAGAUUCGUUCAAAGUUCAUCCAUAAAUUAUAGUUUAGCCCUUAAUUGCUAGUAUAUUUUAAAACUAAUACCUCUACACAAAUCGAUUACUAGAAAAUGAACAGUUUGAUACUUUCUAGGUUCUCAUACUGUCCAAUUUUUUUCUAAAGUGAACCUGGCCCCAGCAUGCCAAUAUCAGUCAGUGUUCUUUGCCGAUUUCAAAUGUUGAAGAUAGUAGUAGGGAACCAUGAUCUUAUGUUUCGUGCUAGAUAACAUUCAUCAGCAUGGCAGAGUAUUAUUUUGCCAAUUCAUUAUUGCAUUUAACUUCCUUAUUUUCAUGUCUAAUAUCAUAGAUCAAAUCGUUCAUCACAAUAGUUGGUAGACGGUCAUAAUUAGAUUAGUUAUAUCGAACAAAGAUCAUCACGAAUAAAUCAAUUGAGUCAGCUGGUGAGUUAUAUGGAUUACUGCACGUCCCAUUAAUCAGCCAGCCUUUUAUAACGUGUUUUUCUUCUUGCUUUGUAUGGUUAAGAUGGCCAUAUGUGAUACACGUGUAUCCUAGCCGAAUUAACCUACUGACCAUGAAAAGUUAAUGUAGAAAAAUGUGCAAAAUCAAUAAUGAUCAGAUUAACCUAUAAAUAAUCUAUGGAACUUAUAGUCUGAUGGUUUACCUAAUCGAUUUUCUUCAUGCUUUGUUCGAUAAACGGGAAGGUUAAUAAACUUUGCUUGGUAAAAAGCUACAACUAUAAACAUUUAGGUUAUGAGGAUGGCUUUAUGGUAGGAG